This is a messenger RNA of Gavialis gangeticus (Gharial), 2555 nucleotides long. RefSeq names its product tubulin tyrosine ligase like 11 (gene TTLL11). The annotation marks the transcript as partial. NCBI's taxonomy places the organism in Eukaryota, Metazoa, Chordata, Crocodylia, Gavialidae. The transcript has 9 exons. The record is from RefSeq and is a predicted model, not a curated record. Gene Ontology annotation, biological process: microtubule cytoskeleton organization; protein polyglutamylation. Gene Ontology annotation, cellular component: cilium. Gene Ontology annotation, molecular function: tubulin-glutamic acid ligase activity; tubulin binding.
CCCAAGCGGGGCCGGGGUCGGGGCCGGGGCCGGGCCGCCUGGCGCCCGCACGUCACCGUGGACAGCUCCAAGGCCAAGACCUCCCUGGAGGCGCUCAAGAUCAGCCUGCGGCAGCUGCGCUGGAAGGAGUGUCCAUUUGGUCGGCGCUUACCUUGUGAUAUCUAUUGGCAUGGAGUAUCAUUUCACGAUAAUGAGAUAUUCUCAGGUCAAGUCAACAAGUUUCCAGGUAUGACAGAAAUGGUGCGUAAAAUUACCCUGAGCCGGGCAGUGCGAACAAUGCAGGAUCUGUUUCCUGAAGAGUACAACUUCUAUCCCCGUUCCUGGAUUCUGCCAGAAGAGUUUCCCCUCUUUGUUGCUGAGGUUCGCAUGAUGAAAGAAAAUGACCCAGCUUGGAAGCCCGCGUUCAUUGUGAAACCUGAUGGAGGAUGUCAAGGGGAUGGAAUCUACCUCAUUAAAGAUCCCAGUGACAUUAGAUUGGCUGGAAACCUACAGAGCAGGCCAGCUGUUGUCCAGGAAUACAUCUGUAAACCACUGCUGAUUGACAAGCUGAAAUUUGAUAUCCGUCUCUAUGUGUUACUGAAAUCUUUAGAACCUUUAGAAAUUUACAUAGCCAAAGACGGACUCUCUAGAUUUUGUACAGAGCCCUAUCAAGAACCUACCCUCAAAAAUUUGCACCAGGUAUUCAUGCACUUAACAAACUAUUCACUGAAUAUUCACAGUGGGAACUUCAUCCAUUCAGACAGUGUAAACACUGGCAGCAAAAGGACUUUUUCAAGCAUCCUCUACAGAUUGUCUUCCAGAGGGGUUGACAUCAAGAAAGUGUGGUCAGAUAUCAUUUCACUGGUGAUUAAAACGAUUGUUGCACUGACUCCAGAACUGAAAGUUUAUUACCAGUCUGAUAUACCAACAGGAAAACCUGGGCCAACUUGCUUCCAGAUUUUAGGGUUUGACAUUCUCCUAAUGAAAAACUUGAAGCCUGUGUUACUCGAAGUAAAUGCAAACCCCAGCAUGAGAAUAGAACAUGAACAAGAGCUUUCUCCAGGGGUGUUUGAAAAUGUUCCGAGCCCCGUUGAUGAGGAAGUGAAAGUAGCUGUGAUCAGAGAUACUCUUCGUCUAAUGGAUCCAUACAAAAAGAAGAAAAAAGAUAACCUAUCUCAACCUUCUGAACCUGCAUCAGAAAAGAAAGAACAGCUAUCGGAAGGAGGAUCAACAGACAAAUUGGAGCAUGAUAGCAGCAAAAGUCCAGAAGCCAGCUUACCUUCCCCUUGUCUUAAGCAAGUGUUUCCGAAGUAUGCCAAGCAGUUCAAUUACCUGCGACUGGUAGAAAGGGUAGCUGCCUUGUUCAUCCGCUUCCUGGGAGUGAAGGGGACGACGAGGUUGGGGCCAACAGGCUUCCGAACAUUUGUAAGGAACUGUAAGCUGAGUAACAGCAACUUCUCCAUGGCCACAGUAGAUAUUCUCUACAUUGAUAUCACAAGAAGGUGGAACAGCAUGGGGAUGGACCACAAAGAAUCAGGGAUGUGCUUGCAAGCCUUUGUGGAAGCUUUCUUUUGCCUGGCUCAAAAAAGAUACAAGUCACUCUCAUUACACGAGCAGGUGGCCACACUGAUUGAUUUCUGCGAAUACCAGCUCGCCACCCUGGAUGAAAAGCGCCUCGUUUGCAGCCGAGGAAUAAUGGAGCGGCGACCGGCACUCAUCACCUGCCAGCCAGAUGGACUGCACCUCACCCUCGCUCAUCACGCACCUCUCCUCAACCGCACGGCCGCCACCAAUAAACUUGCAGGUUAUAGGAGUCACCAGUUGUGAGGGAGCCGCUCCGUCGAGUUGCAAACGAACGUCAGGACGAGAAACGAACAAAUCCCCGUAUGCGUGUGCUGCAGGAGUGAAACACGGGUUCCUGGGUUCUUCCCUCUGCUCAUCAUGAUUAUUUAUUGCAGCUUUCCCUGAUUUAUGCUUUUUGGAAAGGAUGGCUGCAAGCACCCCUUUCCUGGUAAUGACCCUCAGCAGCAGUGGCCAUUAUUAUUUCCCCAGUGAACAUACAAUAUAGCUGAAAUGACAUACUGCACCUUUUAUUCUGAGUUUAUGGGAAAUCAUUUAUGAAGACAAAGGGGCAAAGAUAUAAUGCUACAGUAACCAGCAUCAUGGGAUUGAUAGCACAGACUGAGAGGCGCAGCCUCGUCAAAGGCGUUUCACCUUCACUCGUGUCCAGGAGAAGCCACUUUUUGAGACCAGAACAACACACUUUGGAGUUACAACACGUGCCGUUGUGAAACCAAGUGGGGAGAUGCAAACUGUCAAAUUGUGUGCAUUGGAAAACCAAGAGUGCAAAUUAUGCAUUUAAUCAAAUUUUAGGCCCUGCUCCUAUCUUGUGUGGAUUUCACUUGAAUUCUUGUUGAUGCAGGUAUUGAUUUUUUUUUUUUUUUUUUUUUUUUUUUUUUUGUAUCUGGCAGGGCAGGCCAGCAGUUAUAUACUGGAGAGAGAUGCAUUUAUUUGAAAGUUAAUUUUAAAACACAGAAGCCCUAAAUACCUUAGGGUCUUUUUACACAACUUUUGUC